Messenger RNA from Tripterygium wilfordii, 3141 nucleotides. Its product is annotated as BEL1-like homeodomain protein 7. The record is from RefSeq and is a predicted model, not a curated record. Gene Ontology annotation, molecular function: DNA-binding transcription factor activity, RNA polymerase II-specific; RNA polymerase II cis-regulatory region sequence-specific DNA binding. NCBI's taxonomy places the organism in Eukaryota, Viridiplantae, Streptophyta, Magnoliopsida, Celastrales, Celastraceae. Bases 755 to 2800 code for a protein of 681 amino acids. Gene Ontology annotation, biological process: regulation of transcription by RNA polymerase II. The transcript is spliced from 5 exons.
AGGCUUGAAGAGAGGGAGACAGUGGCAGUUGGGAGGGUGUGUUUGGGAAAUAGAGGUUUAAGAAAGGGUUUUAGUUUAGGUCUACCAACUGGUAGUUAGAGAUUGAAACUCCUUAACCAAACACACCCUUCAACAGCCAAAAACUAAGAGAACCAGAAACCCAAGUCAAGCACCAACUUCCUCAACUGGGGUUUUAAGCAAGAACCCACCACCCAAAGCCAAAAACAGAAAGAAAUUUUACCCACAGCACAUGGUCAAAAAAAGGAAACUAGAAAGAUAGAGAGAGAAAGUUCUCAUCUUUUUAGAGAGAGAAAGUAGUAUGAGUGUGUGUGUGGGAGGGAAGAUGCUCACGUGGGGAUUGAUGGAAUGAUGGAUAGAGAAUAAAUGAUCAGAAAUAAAAGAGAAAAGUGAAUAAUUCAUUGUUCUUUUGAAUAAGAAUUAUUGCUAUUUCUUUUUCAUAAAUUUGUAUAAUAUUUAAAAAAAAAACCCAUUUCUUUUUUCAGUGUGGAUAUUGUGUUCUUGUUUCUUGUGUGUAUGUAAGUAUGUAUAUGUGUAUGUAAUAGUCCGAUGAAAAGUGAAGUCUGUUGGGUUGUGGUGUAUUGGGAUUGGAUUUGUGCAUCAGGCGGAGAUCAGGUGGUGUCUUUGAGAUUUCCUGUUCCCCAAAACACCCGCAAAGAUUACUGAUUUCCAGUUUGUGGAGUGAUACUGUAAUCAGAUUUGAACAAGGGGGCAGGAAAGUUUCAAGUAAGAAAAAAUGGCCACAUAUUACCCUAACUCGAAUAAUGAGAGGGAUGCAACUCCAAUGCUCUAUCUAAGGGAAUCUUUGCCUGUUUCAUAUUCAGAGGCACAAAUUCUUCCUGUUAAUAUGAUGAUGUAUAUGAGCUCUGGGUCGUACUCAGAUGCACCAACUGGGAAUCAUCAGCAGCCAAAUAACUGUAUUGAAAUGCAGUCGGUGGAAGCUUCGAAUUCUACUGCACAGCAUCAAGAAAUCUUGCCAAAUCUGGGAGGUUCAAGAAUGGGCGAGCAUGAUUUUAAUGCUUGGAGGGAUGGGAGAAAUGAGAUGCUGGUUAUGCACUCAUUAGCUGCUCCUGCCAACAUUCUUCAUGGUGGACAGAAUUUACAGGGCCAGGGAUUAUCUCUCAGCCUUGGCACACAGAUUCCAUCUGGAAUCCAAAUGGCUUCCAUUCCAUAUCGAAAUCCAAAUUCUGGCUUUGCCUCAUUCUUGGGUCCCAACCCUUCAGUUACAGGUGAAGGUGGCAGCAGGAAUGCCUCUUCCAGAGAGGAGAAUUCUAGAAAUGCUGAAUAUUUACCACCUGGUCUUUCUGGUGGUAGUCAAGACUCAAAUAAGGGAGAUUUAUCUCCAUAUGGAAUGUCGAAUAUGGCAAGGACUAUUCCUAAUUCUAAGUACCUUAAGGCAGCUCAGGAACUACUGGAUGAAGUUGUAAACGUACGAAAAGCUCUAAAGAAGCCUGACAGAGAGAAGAAUCAAAGUUCACAUGAGCAUGUUGAUAAGAGUACCAAGGAGGGGGAUGGAGACUCAAAAAAGGUGUCUUCAACAGAAGAAUCCGCCAAUAACUCUCCAAGUGAGCUUUCACAUGCGGAAAGACAGGACUUGCAAAAUAAGUUGUCUAAGCUUUUAUCCAUACUGGAUGAGGUUGAUAGAAGGUACAAACAGUACUAUUAUCAGAUGCAGAUUGUAGUGUCAUCAUUUGAUGUGAUAGCAGGGUGUGGUGUGGCUAAACCAUACACUGCACUUGCCCUCCAAACUAUAUCCCGCCACUUUAGGUGUUUGCGUGAUGCAAUUACUGGCCAAAUCAAAGCAGCUCGUAAAAGCCUUGGUGAGCAAGAUGACUCAGAAAAUGGUAAAGGAAUUGGAAUAACUCGCCUCCGCUUUGUGGAUCAGCAGCUCAGGCAACAGAGAGCUCUUCAGCACCUUGGUAUGAUGCAACAACACACAUGGAGACCACAAAGGGGGCUGCCAGAAAGCUCAGUUUCAAUCCUCCGUGCUUGGCUGUUUGAGCACUUUCUUCAUCCUUACCCAAAGGAUUCGGAUAAGAUUAUGCUGGCAAGGCAGACUGGACUGACGAGGAGUCAGGUCUCAAACUGGUUCAUUAAUGCAAGGGUGCGUCUCUGGAAGCCCAUGGUUGAGGAGAUGUACAAAGAAGAGAUUGGUGAUGCAGAGAUGGACUCUAAUUUUUCUUCCGAAAAUGCAGCCAGAGUGACAAAGGGUGAUACGAAGAAUGCAGAGGAUAGAGAAGGGGAAGAAUUGCAACAGAGUGCAAGUUCAGCAGCUACCGACAAAUGCAGCCCUGGACAUUUAAUAGAUUCCAAGACUGACAAUGUUCCGGAUGUAGAAAUGGCCAGAUCAACUGCAAUAAUUGAUUUUCAAAAUGUGAUGCAGAGAGAAGUUGAAACUGAAUAUGGGUUUUUGAAGUCAAGAAACAAUCAAAGGGUCACGAUGGAUGACUCUAAUAUCUUCCAUGAUGCCAUGGUUCAUCCUCAUGGGGGCAGCGAUAGGUAUAUGGCAGCAGCAGCUGCUGCUUAUCACAUGUCGGAAUUAGGGAGGUUUGGUGGUGGAAGUGGGGUGUCUCUAACGUUGGGGUUGCAGCAUUGCGAGGGUGGCAGCUUGCCUAUGGCUGCCACCAGCCAUCACAAUUUUGUUUCCAUGAGAGGAGACGACGUUUACGGUGCUCCAGCAUCCUCAAUUGGGACAGAAACUACAGACUUUGAAUGCAUGAACGCUGGUGAUCGACAGCAGAGGUUUAGUUCAUCUCAUUUGUUACAUGAUUUCGUAGCGUGAAAACGAUGGAUCUCAGAUUGACAUGGCUUCCUGUUAUUAAUUUUGAGGAGGGGAGGAAAGGGAAAUCAUCAAUGGAGGAUCUUUCCACUCCUUAGAGAACAUUCAUCUUGCAUACAAAUGCUGAAGGGUGGGUUGAUGAUCCUCUCAAUAUUAACUGAAUAUAAAAUACAGUUGUAAUAUAGCAGGAAAUUAGUUGGAAGAUCACAAUAUUUGUAAAGAUGAUAUACUUGUAUGUUUUUUUUGACAGUAUGAGGAGGAGAAACUGUAUAAUUAGCAACAAUUUGUAUUCAAGGAGAAAUGGGGAGUUCAGAAUAAGGAUUGUGAGUAACAGGUUCUAGGUA